AUGACAAUAAAAGCCUCAAGACAGAGUAGGAAAGGGACAGUGGUGCAGCAGGACUACCACAGAAGGAGCCCCUGUGGUCUGCGGCAUGUUCAAUCUGCAUUUAGACCCGUGGUGGGCCAGCGAGGCCUGAUUCCCUUUGUUCCGAGGGCUGGGCCUUUGGAGAGAAAUCUUCGUGACCAGAGCGCCAGAGAUGAAGAAAUUAACCGCUGCUCCCAAACCCUCUGUGUGAGCUUGUCGACCCUGCAAAAUGCCAUCACCACCAGCUCCUGCAGCCCUGCUGGUGGUUUACCACAACCGCACAGGAAUCUUCCGGCCAAAACCCACAUCCAGCUGCCCCGCUGCUCCUCCAAAGAACUGAAGGAGAAUGGCUUCCAGUCUCUGUGUUUAAUCCCACACGUUUCCAAGAAGAUUGAGUAUGAGAAAGUGGCAGACACAACACCAAGGCAGGUAAAAUUCUUGAGGAACUGCCUACACACAACUCGCAGAGGUAGGUCAGGAAAACGCAAGAAUCCCCUGCUGCCACACAGGCGUGAAUGUCUGAUUUUGCCACCACCUCUGAAACUGGGUUAUCGAGUCACGGCUGAACACCUAGAUCAAGAGAAAGAGACUGUGUUCCGUCGCAUCAACUGUGCAUUGCGGGGUAAGUUUCUGAUCUCCCAGAACAGCAAUGCUGUACAACCUUUCUGUUCUCCUUCCCUGCCUGCCUCAGGAACUGCUCCUCCACCUACUGUCCCCACAGUGCCCAGCAAAAUGGCAGGGAAAAGGAAGUGCAUAGUGGAGCAGGACACCCUGGGCCCUGGGGCCCUCCAGGCAUCUGCUGCUGUGACCACUUCCAUGCAUCCUGGGUCUGGAAGGAAGAGCACCUCCGCUACCUGCCCCUCCUCCUCAGAAGCCCUUCCAGGCUCCUCCUCACACUCCAUGGCCACAGCCUCAGGCUCCUCAUUGACAGCUGUUCCAUCUCUGGCUGCCUGUAAGGAUGACCUCAGGAGUGCAACUCCUGUCAUGCCUGGUCCUUCAGCUGGGGAGGCCAUUCCCCACAGGAAGGGAAAGCGAAAAUCCAACUGGGAGCCCCCUCUGUAUGGGGAGAACCCAGGCCCUUUGAGUCCCAGGACCUCUGAAAGAGCAACAGCAAUCUUCCAAACACUGCCCCUGCCCAGGGUGACAGCCGCUCAGCCAGCACAUCUGCAGCCUUGGCCACCCUGUCAGUGA
Molecule: messenger RNA, 1209 nt
Organism: Heterocephalus glaber (naked mole-rat)
Lineage: Eukaryota; Metazoa; Chordata; Mammalia; Rodentia; Bathyergidae
Source: RefSeq, a predicted model, not a curated record